UCAGGCAUGUACUGUAUUAGAUCAGGACAGUAGGAGGGCUUUAUGAAUCACAGUCUGAUGGCUAGCUGUUAAAUAGAACUGCAGCAUCCUCAACACACAGUCCAGUGGCUCCUUUACACAAAUGAAGUACAGUUUGGAUUUUGAGAGAGAUUUAACGUUACAUAAAGGUGUAGAACCAGAACAACCAUGGCCAGUCGUAAGCGGAUUCUGAGCUCCCUGGGGAAAGGUCCUGCCAGACGGAACCUGUUUGGCCCAGUGGACCUUGAGCAGCUGCAGCAGGAGUACCAGAAUGCCCUGCGCAGAGACCUGGAGGACGCCUGCCACCGCUGGGGCUUCGACUUCCUGUCAGAGAAGCCUCUGGCUGGGGGAGACUUCCAGUGGGAGGGGGUUCCAGGCACCAAGCUGCCUCUCCUCUACCGGCCCUGCCUGUUGGGUCAGGGGGAGGCACAGAGGGUGGGAGUGCUGGCGGCCACCACAGGGAGUGUUAGGGCGGGGCCAUUGCACCGUGGCAAGGAGAAUAUCCCUUGCACCCCUGAGAAGUACGGAGCCAACCUCCAGAACCUGGAGAAAACACCAGACAAGAAGGAGAACAAGAAGGAGAACAGGAACCAUAAUGAAAACAGACUGAAGUGGAAACAGACCAACCUCAAAGAUUUCUACCAAGCCAAGAAGAGAGUGGUGGGUACGCUGUGUAAGUCAGGCCAGUGAUUUCAGGGCACACAGUCACAGCUGCCAGGGAGCCAACAGUCGGACAGAACCACAGCAAACACUACUUCUCUCAGGAACCCACAUGCUGCACAGACUCUGGGCACAUAGAGUACAUACUUACAUGGAGGAAUACGUAACUAGUACUCUAAACAAACGCAGGGGGAAAUUAAACAACCUCUUUUAUUGCAUCCAUUACCGAUGCAUACUGUUACAUUUUUAUAUCCAUGUAUGGUUGACUGAUGUACUAAUGAUUUCAAUGUAAGGGGGCUUGUGUUCUUCCUGUGGUAAGGGAGGGACAUUCAAGCGGUUCAAAUGAUGCAUCCAUGUUCAUUUGUGAGUCAUGACAUCCUCUAAAACCCUAUGACCUUUUGGUGUAAGGGGGACUUUUGGUGUAAGAGCUCACUGUUUGGACAGGUAAGUUCCUGUCUGACAUUCCACAGCACUGAAAUGGACAAAUCAAAACCCUGCCUCUGGGUCUACCCUUAAACCCUACUGUCUUGAUGACAUCUUGAAAUUAUGAAACCAUACUGUUUAUGGUGCUGAGGUUGAAUCUACUAUAAUAUACUGUCACAUUGAGAGGACUCAAUGAAAAACGACCACAACAACACAAGUCUCUUACUAAGUCUUUCUGGUUCAUAUGUCCAAAUGCAUUGAUUGAUGUUAUUAUAUUUAAUGUUUUUUCAUUAUGCUGUAUCUCUUGUGAAGAGCGCCAGGAAUCAUGUUAUUGUCUGUCUUUUGCAAGCACUUCCUGGCCAAAGUAUGUAUUUUUUUUUACAUAUUGUGUCAAUUAUGAAAUCUCAUGUAUCUCAACAUGCACUCAUAGGAAACUAGUAGAAGAGUACCGUGAUGCAUAAGAUCCCCAACCGGCCUCACAACCGCAGACCAUGUGUAACCACACCAGCCCAGGACCUCCACAUCU
This is a messenger RNA of Coregonus clupeaformis (lake whitefish), 1627 nucleotides long. Its product is annotated as cyclin-dependent kinase inhibitor 1-like. The transcript is spliced from 3 exons. The record is from RefSeq and is a predicted model, not a curated record. NCBI's taxonomy places the organism in Eukaryota, Metazoa, Chordata, Actinopteri, Salmoniformes, Salmonidae. Gene Ontology annotation, biological process: signal transduction by p53 class mediator; regulation of mitotic cell cycle. Bases 187 to 708 code for a protein of 173 amino acids. Gene Ontology annotation, cellular component: nucleus. Gene Ontology annotation, molecular function: cyclin-dependent protein serine/threonine kinase inhibitor activity.